This is a messenger RNA of Lates calcarifer (barramundi perch), 4403 nucleotides long. RefSeq names its product serine/threonine kinase 35 (gene stk35). Bases 240 to 1529 code for a protein of 429 amino acids. Gene Ontology annotation, molecular function: protein serine/threonine kinase activity; ATP binding. Gene Ontology annotation, cellular component: cytoplasm; autophagosome. Gene Ontology annotation, biological process: peptidyl-serine phosphorylation; autophagosome organization; positive regulation of autophagy. NCBI's taxonomy places the organism in Eukaryota, Metazoa, Chordata, Actinopteri, Centropomidae. The record is from RefSeq and is a predicted model, not a curated record. The transcript is spliced from 3 exons.
CCUCUGUUCCUUGCGUGUACUCAGAAGCUGGAACAUUUUGUUUAUGAAGCUAAAUGAGUUCGUACAGCUUGACAGCCUGUGGCACAUCAACCUGGCUUUCUCUUUAUUAACAGCAAAACGCUAUAAAUUGCUGACAGGGUAACGUUUAACCUCUCCAAACAACAAGCAGGUAGACGUAAGGGCGUCAAACUUCAUUAGUUUAGAGUUAAAGUAAUGAAAGAUAAACACGUCCUCCCUUCAUGCUUACUUUCAACAAAAAACAAGUUAUGGAUAUUUGCGACGGGAAGAAGAGGAGAAAGGUAAGUGGCUGUGUGCGGGGCUGUAGGCGGACUGUGGCUGGAAAGAUGAGGCGGGAGGCUUGCAAAGUCCUCCGCUCCCUCACGGUGGAGGAUAACAAUCACACGGAGCCCAUGGAGGAGGAAGAGGACGACGACUGCUUCUCCAUCAGCUUCCUCCGGAAUGAGCGCCUGGAGCCCGCCAUGGUAGUAUCUCCCCGGUACAGUCUGCUACGGGAGGUCGGCCGGGGAAGCUAUGGGGUGGUGUAUGAGGCUAUAGCCCGGAAGACAGGGACCAGGGUAGCGGUGAAGAGGCUCCAGUGCGACGCCCCGGAAAACGUAGAGCUGGCUCUAGCCGAGUUCUGGGCCCUGACGAGCCUGGAGAACCGACAUCAGAAUGUGGUCCAGCUGGAGGAAUGUGUUCUGCAGAGGAACGGCCUGGCCCAGAAGAUGAGCCACGGCAACAAGAGGUCCAAACAGUACCUACGUUUGGUUGAAACCUCACUCAAAGGGGAGCGCAUCCUGGGUUACCCAGAGGAGCCGUGCUACCUCUGGUUCGUCAUGGAGUUUUGUGAGGGUGGGGACCUCAACCAGUACAUCUUGUCCCGGCGGCCUGACCCCCAGACCAAUAGGAGCUUCAUGCGGCAGUUGACGAGUGCAGUAGCUUUCCUGCACAAGAACAACAUUGUCCAUCGUGAUUUGAAGCCAGACAACAUUCUCAUCUCACAGAAAUCUGGUUCACCUGUUCUCAAAGUAGCCGACUUUGGCCUCAGUAAGGUUUGUGCUGGCCUCAAUUCCAAGAACAGUGAAGAACACCCCACAGCAGGAGCAGGUAGCAAAGGCAGCAAUCAGAACAACAUCGUCAAUAUUAACAAGUUCUGGUUGUCAUCAGCUUGUGGCUCAGACUUCUACAUGGCCCCUGAAGUGUGGGAGGGCCACUACACAGCCAAGGCUGAUAUUUUUGCCUUGGGCAUCAUCAUCUGGGCAAUGAUCGAGCGGAUCACUUUCAUUGACGCAGAGUCCAAACGUGAACUGCUCGGCACCUACAUACGGCAGGGCACAGAGAUUGUACCUGUUGGGGAGGCUUUGUUGGAGAACCCCAAGAUGGUUCUCCAUAUCCCUCAGAAGGCCAGGAGCUCCAUGUCUGAGGGGGUGAAGAAACUCCUCCAGGACAUGCUUGCAGUCAACCCUCAGGACCGACCAGAUGCCUUCCAGCUGGAGGUGCGGAUGGACCAAGUCACAUGUGCUGCAUGACAGCCUCCACUUUUCCAAAACCCUUCUUUUUUUUUACUCCAGUCUGUCAAAGAAGGGAUCUCUUUCCUUCCCAGCUUUGUUUACUACAUGGACGUGGACUCCAGUGGAAAAACGGAUCUGGGAAAAUCUGAUGUGUCACAAUGGAGCUGAGGAUGCUGAACUGGUGGACAGUGCUAGUGUCUCUGAGUUCUGACUGGAUGUGACAACCAAGAUUAUAACAUUGGUUUUAUAGUUCUUGAUUUUUGUUCCCAACAGCCCCAGUAUAGGCCUGCGCUUCCCUAAUGUAAUGUAAUGGGCUGUGGCACAGGUUACCAUACUGUAUCAGUGUUCUGAAUUCAAAGCAUGGGCUAGCCAACAUUUUCCUGAUAGUAUAUGAAUAACUAUGAACAACAGACAGCACUGCACUUCCCCGUACAACCUUGUGCCUUAAAGAUGAUUCACACCAAGUGCGAUUGGAUUUUUAAUAAGAUGAUUUUGUGGGUUACAGUGGAAUCUCACACACCAGGACAAACUUCUUGGGUCUGGAACUACUGUUCAGUUGACCAAACUCUUUUGCUUUCAGUGACGUCACACUUUUUAAACAAUAUCCCAGGAUGCAAUAAUGCCAAGUCAGAAUAUGAUAAUUUGGUGUCCUUCCUCAAAAGCUCAAGUGCAAUCAUGAUCCUGAAGCUGAACAUCCAAAAUAUAACUAAAAUGAAGAUAUCAUAUCAGUUUUGUAUCAGUGUCAUAUUUAUGCUCAUGUAAAGAAGGUUUACAAGUAUGUUUCACAAAUCUGUGCAACACUCUUAAGACAGGAAGAACAAGCGUGAUAUUAAUGGUUAUUAUGAAGAUAUACUAUAGAAUUUAUUCCUUAGAAGUAGCAGGUGUGUAACAGCUCCAUUCAGUAUUUUGUGGUUGUUACCAAACAAUGUCCAGCAGGGAAAGUAGACAGGUUUUACUGGGCAAUAAUUUCUGUUGCAUCCAAAGAGCCUCUUUUGGACAAAUUGUGUAUAUCUGUAGAGCUUAGUAUCAAAAUAUUUACUAAAUUAAUCCAUGACCAAGAAACAGUCAUGAUCAUUUGGUGGGCCAACAUUUGUUUUGGAAACUUUUUACUGAAUGUUUUUUACAUUGAAGUUGAGUGUGGCAUUUUAGGACUCCUCACAAACUGAAAUAAUACCCAGAGUACACUUCAAGAUAUCAAGUUGAUGGGUCACUUGCAGUCAUUUGUCAUUAAGAGAUAUUGAGCAUUGUUCUGUUCGCUACCUUUUGAGUUUUAAUGUUUCAUAAUGUUAUGCUGUGAAUAAUGGGUCAUUCUAUGGGAACAGUCUGACACCCGAGCAGUAGUGAGCCAUCUGAGUUGAAGAUUUACCAUCUGGAAAUAAUCCCUAAAAGCAGCCACUGGAUACUUACCCUUACUGUCUCUUCCCUUCUUCCCCUCUUUAUUGAAGUACUUCAGGCUUUGCAGUGGCAAGUAGCUGUGUAGAACACAUUCAUGCAGUGGUUGGUUGUUGCCUGUUAUCUGUGUUGUGAGAAUACUAGGGCUGGUUUUGUUACAAGUGCACCCUGAGGUUAAACAUAGAGGAGUGGUAAACAGAGGGUAGUUAAAGCAUAUGGUGGUGAGCCUGGAGAAUGAUAUGUAUUUAUAGAGUUGUCUGUUCCAGACCUAGACCUCUAGCAUUCGUGCUCCAGGACGGACCAGAAGCAUGACCAAAACCUCCUCUUGGUUUCAUUGCACUGUGAAGCAUUUGGGUUGAGUUCAGUGAGCAUCAGUAGCAUUUUGUAGUGGUCCUAUCUCAUUCUCAGCACUCUGAAACAUCCUCUCCACCGUGACAGUCUUUAUUAGUAAGCUUGCUUGAGGGGGAUAGAUUUUUACCUCAGACUCUUCAGUCCUAAAACCUGACUGACUUUCUCUGCGUGGUGUUAUGUUUAGCUCCAAUCUGUAGCACCUGUCGCCUACUUCUUGCUCCUGGUGGGACUAGUUUGGUCUCUGUAAAUGAUACAGUAAAGUAUAUGGUCUAGACCUGCUGUGUAUGAAAAAUGCCCUGAGAUAACUUCUGUCGUGCAUUGGUGCUAUAUAAAUGAAAAUAACCUGUCUCUCUGUCUAUAUUAUGGAGCUAGUCAUGCCCCAUGACCAAAUCACAAUUAUGUUGUUUGCAUUCCACAGCUACAGCUCCUAUAAGGUUCUCCAUGAUCUUACAGAGCUGGCAGGAGCGAUUACAAAAUGCAACAAAAAUUUGCACAGUUGUGUUCAGUGUAAUUGCGCCUUGACACUCAUGGGAACUUUAGUCAUUGAAUUCAAACACAAUUGUUGCUGUUGUUAAAACAUGAAGGUAUUCAGUUUUGAGAUGAGACUUUCAGUUUUUGCAUUGUGCUUAAGGACUAGUGUCACACAUAGAAAUCCAACUCUGACCUGCUCAGCAGCGUUUGAUAUUCACAUUUCAGUGUUAAACUGAACAUGGUUACAAGACUGUAUAUGUUGUGUUGAGAGUGCAUAAGCUAACUGAGGGUCUUUACAACUAAAUCAUCACUAACCCUUGUUGUCCACUUGCCCUGCCGUCACUGUGUUUUUGUAUGAGCCAUUCAUUUAGGUCUCUUUAGAGUAGUAUUGAUUCCACUUGAAAACACUAUGCAAAAUGUUUCACUGCCUCACUGUAAGCACCGUACAGAGCCACCCCCUCCUCAAGCAAUUGUGUGUAAUAUCUUGAACUUUUUUCUCUUAGUGCAUAUUUCCAGUGUGUACAGAAAUGUUUGUUUCAAAUUUUAUGUAUAAAAUCAACAGUUAUUUUGUUAAUGUUGCUGACAGGAGCCAUUAGAUGUUUGAGGAAGCAUCAUACAAUCAUGAGUUUUUGUGUAAAUAUGUUUGACAACUUUUCUUGGAAUAAAUAAUCAAAACUA